This is a messenger RNA of Gongylonema pulchrum, 279 nucleotides long. NCBI's taxonomy places the organism in Eukaryota, Metazoa, Nematoda, Chromadorea, Rhabditida, Gongylonematidae. The record is from the annotation of a GenBank genome assembly.
AUGGUUCAUUACGCGACAGUUUGGGCAUCACGUACAAACAUAGCACAACGUCGUGGUCGUGCGGGGCGUGUUCGCGAAGGAUUCUGCUUCCAUCUGUGCUCAAAAGCUCGAUAUAAUGCGCUGGAAGAACAUCGUACGGCGGAAAUGCUGCGGACUCCGUUGCAUGAAAUUGCGCUAACAAUCAAGCUAAUCGGGCUGGGUUCGAUUGGUGAUUUCCUCGCCAAAGCAAUUGAACCACCACCAAUCGAUUCAGUGAUUGAAGCCGAAGUUCUUCUGCGA